CCUGGGAGACAACUAACAGUCACACACCGUCUAAUCAGUAGACAACACACUCUUCUACAAGUUGACAAUUAUUACUGUGUACUAUCAUAACUGUCAACUUUUUAUCUCUUGAAUGUGCUGUUAUUUUAAAAUUAUUUAAUGAAAUAUGUCGUUCAAAAUAUGGUGCAAUUGUUACGCAAAUUUUAUACAAUCCGAUGAGUGAGCUACCUGUAGAGUCGACCUAUUUGUGAAUUGAAAUUAUUAUAAAUCUCCUAUUAUAUGUAUUAACUUUGAUUCAUAUUAUUUGAAUUGAAGGUAUCAUUAAUUCAUGGUGAAGUGAGUUCAACAUAUUAUGCUUGUUUGAUAAGCAGAUGGUUGAUAGUUGAGAAAGGAUGUCGUAUCCUUCCUGGUGGGGUCGCCGCUUAUGCCGCGUGCUGGUGCAAGUUGGGGGGGUGUUGGGCCCCGCCCUAGUUCCCCCCGCCCACAUAGCAGUGCUCUACCACUUCUGGCGCAAGUAUGCGCGCCGUGUCGACAAGCGCUACUGUUCUUGCUCCUGUUGGGACACUGUCUUCAAAGGAUCGUAUGAGAGCGGCAUAGCAUCCUACAAGCAUGUAUACUUCAACGCUACAAAAAACUCAGCCAAAAUAUGGAUUCUAACAGUUAUUUUCAUAAUAGCAUUUUACGAGGCGAUUUGCUAUCUGGCAACACUUCUCAUAAACAGACGCCUGCGUUAUUCAAUGCUCAUUCUUUUCAUAUCCGCCAUUUUCUCACAUUAUUAUUCAUGGUGGAUCUACGUGAACUACUGGAACGACGACUACUAUUCGCAAUGGAACCACCAAAUGGUGUUCACGGUGACCGAACUGGUGUCUACAGUUCUGGUGCUCCUACUGGCCAAUAAGAGCCACGCAUUCAGCCAUUACAAGGCGCUGGCAGUGAGUGUGGUGGGUUUGAGUCACAUCAUUGCCGGUGGCUGGGACCAGUUCGUCUUGAAUGUGGUGCGCGGAGAGGGCAGAUCUCAUCAGAUAGUCAGAGACAUAAACUUGAUGCUUCCCGAUAUUCUUCUCCUGGUGCCAAUUUACGAAAUGCAACGUCACUGCAAUCGGUCUGUCCUCUCCAGUUUAUUCUGUGGAGCAACACCCAACGAUCUCAAAAGGGAGGGCUUGCUAGUGUUCCUCUUUGUUAUCUUCGCAUUUUUUAUCUGUUCACUUUUUUGACCCGAACAAUUUUCUUUCCAUGAUAUGACACAGUUACCUUACCAAUACCUUCGAUCUAAUAAGUGAUCAUAGAGACAACAAUUUCUAUGAGUCCAUGAAAAUAUAUAAGAAAAGUCAGUAUUUAUAUAUUCCAUUUUUCACAAGCAAAAAAUAAAAAAAGGAUUAAUGAAAACACAAAUUUAAAUUUUCAACCACUUUUACACAAAUGUAAGGUUAAAAAAAUAUUCUUUUUUUUUGUAUGGGGAAAAGGAAAAUAAGUUGCAUGAAUAUCAAACUGACACUCAAUAAUUUCAACUUCAAGUUCUCCAUAGCCGAGAAUCUUAAACAGAAGACUGUUUUAAGGUAAAGACUUCUAAUGCAAAUAAAUUACGAUUUUUUUGAACGGUAGAGGAUCACAGAGUGCCUUAAAGUACCGUACCGGUAGGUUCCUUAAUAAAUUCAGUAUAGAACAAUAAAUAUUGCAUUUGAAAAAAUAAAACUUGGAAUAGGAGAGCUUUUUAAAGAAGAAUAGCCUACUUGAAAGUAGAUUAGGUAGCGUACUCAUGUUUUUCUCAUUAUAACAGAACGGUAAUACAAAGCCAAAAAUUGAAAGAAUAAGACGUUGAUGUUGUCAAUACCACUAUAUAAAUUACCACAAUUUUUUUGUACACAAUGUGAAAAAUAAAUAGAUAAAUAAUUAUUCUUUCAAUUAUGGAGAAAUACCACAACAUCUCGUAACAUACUAUCAAAUUAUUAAAGCCAAAAAUAGUUAUAAUCUUGACGAAUUUAUAAAUCUGUGAUCGCCAAAGAUUUUUUAUUAAGAUUAUUGAAGAAGUUGUUCUUAAAUAAUAUUAGUAUAUAUUAUUUUUGUUUUCAAGUUUAUUAUAACAACUGUGAAGAUGUUUGGAUUAGUGAUAACAAAGAAAAUUAAAUUGAGUAUAAUUACUGUAAUCAAAAUUUUCCUUUCAUAUUUUUAUUCAGCUUCAUCUACUGCAAGUUGAAAACUAAAGUGGUGCUAUUUUCUGGUAGAUGAAUAAACCCUGUAAACGUAUCUAUCAUGUGUAGCCCCUGACAUUCCACAAAUACAAAUUGUUAGUACAUACAUUUUUCUAUCGAUAAAUGGACCAUGUUCUCACCUAUCAGUGAACAACUUGGUCAAGUACCACACAAAAAUCAAUAUUUUCAUAAUAUGCUUCAUUUCAUGUAAUUAUUUUAAAAUGCCAAGCAGCAUAGCAGUCUUCAUUAAUCUUCAAGAGUACCUUCAUCUUGAAGGAUUCAUAGUUUUCUUCCAAUCAAAAUAACUCAAUCAAAUUCAGAAGCUUUGGAUAUGAGAUAUUUUUAUAGAUACCAUUAAUAACCCACCGAAUAUGUAGUUAAUUUUAGUAUUAAGGCUUUUGGUGUGAUAGUUAUAAAUUUUUACGUUCGUUACAGUAGAAAAUAAUGUAAAUA
Messenger RNA from Nilaparvata lugens (brown planthopper), 2621 nucleotides. RefSeq lists its product as uncharacterized. NCBI's taxonomy places the organism in Eukaryota, Metazoa, Arthropoda, Insecta, Hemiptera, Delphacidae. The record is from RefSeq and is a predicted model, not a curated record.